Messenger RNA from Piliocolobus tephrosceles (Ugandan red Colobus), 3143 nucleotides. RefSeq names its product calcium voltage-gated channel auxiliary subunit gamma 2 (gene CACNG2). Gene Ontology annotation, biological process: neurotransmitter receptor transport, postsynaptic endosome to lysosome; positive regulation of synaptic transmission, glutamatergic; calcium ion transmembrane transport. The transcript is spliced from 4 exons. Gene Ontology annotation, cellular component: voltage-gated calcium channel complex; postsynaptic density membrane; AMPA glutamate receptor complex. The record is from RefSeq and is a predicted model, not a curated record. NCBI's taxonomy places the organism in Eukaryota, Metazoa, Chordata, Mammalia, Primates, Cercopithecidae. Gene Ontology annotation, molecular function: voltage-gated calcium channel activity; channel regulator activity. The coding region runs from base 290 to 1261 and encodes 323 amino acids.
UUUUUUUUUAAAAAAAAAAACACUGCAACUGGAACAGUUUCUGAUCUCAAAAGGCAAGCCUCUUCCUGUGUGAUCUUUAUAAUUUACACUCUUUUCCGUGAGCUUUCUUACCUCCCUUUUUUUAAUAACUCUCCAUAUUCUCUAUUCAUACAUAUAUCCAUUAUAUUAGUAGUGGAAUAAUUUUUUAUUUUUAUUUAUUUAUUUUUUUUUUUUGGCUUUAGUACUUGCACCCUCACACACACUCUCCCGAGAACCAGAAGUCGGUUGGGUGUUUAUAUAAUGAAGAAUUAUGGGGCUGUUUGAUCGAGGUGUUCAAAUGCUUUUAACCACCGUUGGUGCUUUCGCUGCCUUCAGCCUGAUGACCAUAGCUGUGGGAACCGACUAUUGGCUCUACUCCAGAGGGGUUUGCAAGACCAAAAGUGUCAGUGAGAAUGAAACCAGCAAAAAGAACGAGGAAGUUAUGACCCAUUCCGGAUUAUGGAGAACCUGCUGCCUAGAAGGGAAUUUCAAAGGUCUGUGCAAGCAAAUCGACCACUUCCCAGAGGAUGCAGAUUACGAAGCUGACACAGCAGAAUAUUUCCUCCGGGCCGUGAGGGCCUCAAGCAUUUUCCCGAUCCUGAGUGUGAUUCUGCUUUUCAUGGGUGGCCUCUGCAUCGCAGCCAGCGAGUUCUACAAAACUCGACACAACAUCAUCCUGAGUGCCGGCAUCUUCUUCGUGUCUGCAGGUCUCAGUAACAUCAUUGGCAUCAUAGUGUACAUAUCUGCCAAUGCCGGAGACCCCUCCAAGAGCGACUCCAAAAAGAAUAGUUAUUCAUACGGCUGGUCCUUCUACUUCGGGGCCCUGUCCUUCAUCAUCGCCGAGAUGGUCGGGGUGCUGGCGGUGCACAUGUUUAUCGACCGGCACAAACAGCUGCGGGCCACGGCCCGCGCCACGGACUACCUCCAGGCCUCUGCCAUCACCCGCAUCCCCAGCUACCGCUACCGCUACCAGCGCCGCAGCCGCUCCAGCUCGCGCUCCACGGAGCCCUCACACUCCAGGGACGCCUCCCCCGUGGGUAUCAAGGGCUUCAACACCCUGCCGUCCACGGAGAUCUCCAUGUACACGCUCAGCAGGGAUCCCCUGAAGGCCGCCACCACGCCCACCGCCACCUACAACUCCGACAGGGAUAACAGCUUCCUCCAGGUUCACAACUGUAUCCAGAAGGAGAACAAGGACUCUCUCCACUCCAACACAGCCAACCGCCGGACCACCCCCGUAUGAAAACCGCGGGGCCUCGCCAGCGCCGGGGCCGAGCCGGGAGGAGGGCGCGGUCCCCGGGGGCGGGGCGGGGCGGGGGGACCCAGACCAUCCGCGGGGAGACCUCCCAAAAGCGAAAGAAAAAAAAACAAAAAAACAAACAAAACACACACACACACACACACACACACCACAAAAAAAGAGAAAAACAUAACAAGUAAAUUUUAAAAAAACAAAAUAUAAGAGGAACAAAGAAGCAAAACAACAGGAAAUGUGGGAAAACAUAAACGAAGGAAGAAAAACAAACUCUAAAAAAAAGCGAGAGGGAUAAAAAAUUAAAAAUAGAAAAUAAAUCUAAAAGAAAAUGCAUGAUUUCCCAUGUACCAUUAUUUUAACAUUUAAUAAAAAUCAAUUUAAAUGAAAAAAUAAAAGGGAACCAAGAUAACAUUAAAGCAAAAAAAAUAUGUGAACAGAAAGGAAAGGGGAUGUCCUUUGUAUUUUUCAGGGUUUAUGUUAUGUUAUUUUUUUUUUUUUUUAACGCCGGGAGAGUUACUUUUCUGUUCCCUUUAACCCCCAGCGGGCCCUGCCUCCCUGGGAGAGUGGGGGGUGAGACUCAGGGGCCCCAGGGCCAGGUGAGCCUGCAGUCACUGCCAGGUCCCUGGAGCCCCUGGGUGGGUGCCCCAGGAACGCUGGGAAGGCUCAGGGCUCGAGCCGGCUCCGCCCAGCAUUGAUGGGGCAAUUGUAGGCCUCCAGGUGACCGAGCCCUUGUCCCUCCUCUCCGUUAGGGUGCCUGGAGGGGGGUACACUUGGGGCUUGCCUGGCCCCAGGUUCCCAGUCCUUAAUGGUCCUUAACCCACUGUGAUGACUUCCUAGGCCUUGAGGAAAGGGAAGGAGAGGGGAGGCUGCCGGUGGCUUACCAAGAUGCCGGAAACCCCGGAGUCCUCAGGGUGAGCCUCUUGGGGUCAUGUCCCCAAGCUCCUAUCCUUGGGGUCAGGAGACUCCCAACCCCCGGGGGACAUGAAACAGCUCUCCCUCCUCACCCCUCACCUCAGGACCACCUGAUGACCUUGGGGUGAUGGUGGACCCCCAGACUCAUAAGCCCCCCAGUUCCCUGGGAAGGGGGUUCAUUGACCCUUUGGGGGUCCUUGGACUCACUGAUGCCCUCUUGGGGCCCAGCGGGUUCAACAACGACACUGCAAAAAGGUUUCUUUUUACAAAAGAAAAAGGAAAAACAAGUGGUGAUUUUUUUUAAUAAAAAAACCACAGACUAUAAAUAAAUGUAAAUAUAAAAUAAGUGGAUUUACUUGCAAGAAAAUCAGAUAGUAUUUUUCUUUUAAUUCUUUUCCAGCUUUAAACUGUGAAAACAAAAAAUGGGGUGGGGUGGGGGACUUAAAAUUUAGCAGGGAACUUGUAAAGACAAAAAAACAAAACGAAUAUACAAAUCCAUUUACAAAAACAAAGCAAAACCGUUGUGAGAGGUGAGAGCUGGGCUUGAAGGUUGGAGGGAGUAGGGGAAGGUCCUAGUGAGCUGCAGGAGGUCUCUGUGAUGGAAAGGUGGCUUCCUGAGACCAGGAAGGUGCUGUGAAUGGGGGAAGACAGAAUCCAACAAAGAAAGAGACCACACGCCCCACGCGCACGCAUGCAUGCACGCAUGCAUGCACGUUCACACACAUACACAGUCCACUUAGCCCAGCACCGCAGUCACUCACAGGGACACACUCAGUCUCAACCCUUCCAUCCUAUACAUAGCUAGGGGCGUGGCUCAAAGGAAAUUGACUCAUGCCCUCCACAGCCAUGGACCACAACAACUCCACAUUGGCCUUUGCGUUCAUUCACGCCCUUCCAACACAGCACACACAUGAACACACACAUGCACGCAUACACACACACACACCCACACACACAC